Molecule: messenger RNA, 1906 nt
Organism: Dalotia coriaria
Lineage: Eukaryota; Metazoa; Arthropoda; Insecta; Coleoptera; Staphylinidae
Gene: Amt
Product: Ammonium transporter
Exons: 8
Coding region: 37-1713 (558 amino acids)
Biological process (GO): ammonium homeostasis; ammonium transmembrane transport
Cellular component (GO): plasma membrane
Molecular function (GO): ammonium channel activity
Source: RefSeq, a predicted model, not a curated record
AGUCUCUUGCAUUAAAUUAUUCUUAUUUUUGUUACAAUGAGAACCCCAGAAUCAUCUGAAAAGAUUUUCAGUAAAGAAAAUAGAACUGAAGACAUACCAUGGCUGUACGAUAUAAGUUUAGACGAUACCAACUGGAUAAUAACAAGUUCGUUUAUGAUAUUUACUAUGCAAACUGGCUUUGGAAUGCUCGAAUCUGGAUGCGUAUCAAUAAAAAACGAAGUAAAUAUCAUGAUGAAAAACGUUGUGGAUAUAGUAUUAGGUGGAUUAACUUACUGGAUAUUUGGUUAUGCGUUUUCGUUUGGUCGAAGUUCAAUGAGUAAUGGUUUUAUUUCUUUCGGUGAUUUUCUUGUUGAUCCAGAUAUUUCCGAUCCCAUGAUGGGCGCGAUUUAUGCUGCGUUUAUUUUUCAACUUUCGUUCGCAACGACCUCUACGACAAUUGUGAGCGGCGCAAUGGCCGAACGUUGUAACUUUAAAGCAUAUUGCAUAUUCAGUUUUUGGAAUACGUUGAUGUAUUGUAUACCAGCUGGUUGGGUCUGGGGAGAUCAUGGAUUUUUGAAAAAAUUGGGUGCCGUUGAUAUUGCUGGCUCGGGUCCUGUUCAUCUAAUCGGUGGAACUGCUGCAUUAGGUGCGGCAAUAAUGCUGGGUCCCCGUAUUGGUCGAUAUGACAAUGGGAUUGCCCCAUUACCAUUGGGUUCACCAGUAAAUGCAGUUAUGGGCUUAUUCGUUCUUUGGUGGGGCUGGUUGGCAUUUAAUUCGGGCAGUACUUACGGAUUAAGUGGUGUUAAAUGGCAGUACGCAGCCAGAGCAGCCGUGAUGACCAUGAUUGCAUCCUUCGGAGGUGGUACGGUUAGUUUAAUGUAUUCCCUGAUCAUUGAUAAGGGUAGGAUAGAAGUUAUUGCAAUUAUAAACGGAAUACUUGGAUCGUUAGUAGCCAUUACCGCAGGAUGUUUCUUAUAUGAAGCAUGGGAAGCACUAGUUAUUGGAGCUAUAGGUGCAUUGAUUGUAUGCAUUGUCAUGCCAAUUUUUGACAAGUUAGGAAUAGAUGAUCCAGUUGGUGCUAGUUCUGUUCAUGGUGUUGGUGGAAUUUGGGGUGUGUUGGCAGUAGGUAUUUUUGCUAAUGAUCCGGUACCAUUAGGAACAACGAAUGGUCUUAAAGGAUUAGUCCAUGGCGGUGGCUGGUAUUUACUUGGAAUACAAGCGUUAUCAUGUUUAUGUCUAACACUCUGGGGCACAUUCUCAUGCAUGCUUCUACUUUGGCUAAUUAAUAAAAUUGUCCUUAUCCGGAUGGAAGUACACCAUGAGUUGAUGGGUGCCGAUUUAAUGGAACAUCAUAUUAAGCAUUCACAGGUUGGCGUAUCAAGAGCAAUGUCCGCUCUAAGAGAUAUGAUUGACACAUCGGAUGUAGAAAAUAUAGUGGGUGUAGGAUUAAAUCCCGGACAUGACGUUAAUCUAGUGAAACUUAAAAAUUUAUCAAACAGAAGACGUUAUAAAUUUUCGCGCAUGUUGCAAAACAUAACAAAGAACCGAAAUUUUGGUAUAAACACCGCGAGGAAAUUAUUUCCAAAGAAAAACGAAUUGCGAGCGAGUUCAGCACUGAGUACCAAAAAACUAUCGGUAACUUCUUUGAGCAAAGGGAAAGUCACACCUUUACCUAUGCCUGUACCAAGUAUAACAACAAAGGUACCACCGCCACCUCUUCCAUGGUUGGAUUAAAGUUGGGUUAACGUCUUGGAAGUCACAAAAGACACACACCACAAGCACAAACAUGACACGCCUUAAAUUAUAAAUUAACACAAGAAACAACGUUCAAGCAAUUAUGUGAGAUAUAAAAUAUUAUAAUAUACGUAAAGUGCUUAAUGUAUAUGAGCCUUAGAUGUAAAAUAAAUAAAUUUAUAGAUGAAAAUCA